Messenger RNA from Phlebotomus papatasi, 2243 nucleotides. RefSeq names its product cytochrome P450 6a8-like. The record is from RefSeq and is a predicted model, not a curated record. Gene Ontology annotation, molecular function: iron ion binding; heme binding; monooxygenase activity. The transcript has 2 exons. The coding region runs from base 603 to 2123 and encodes 506 amino acids. NCBI's taxonomy places the organism in Eukaryota, Metazoa, Arthropoda, Insecta, Diptera, Psychodidae.
AGUGCACUAUAGUCUUUAUGUAUAAGAACUUUUAAGGCAGUUGCGUUAUAGAAUCCGAAAUUAAUCCUUAAUUUCUGAAAACUAAUAGAAAAAAACAAGUUAAAAUUAAUGUGAGUCGUAAUAAAAAACACCUAGGAAAAAACAUUGUCUUAGAUAUGUGGUGGAAGCGGAAGCAAAUUUUGGAAAGGACUGGAACUUUUGUGGAGCACCACCGAUCUCCGCAACGAUCGGUAGUGCCACAUUACUGGUUUCACAGAGCCACCCCAACAGUAAUAACAAGUUUCCACAGUAGCACAUCUACUCGAUACAGCUAGGAUAGAGAAGGAUCGGGAGAUAUAUGAUCUUUAUCUUCUCAAAUGGGAUAAUGAAAUUAUGGAGGGUUUUUUGGAUUGUAGCGUUACAACAGCCACAGCAUUCGAGUUUUGAUAAGACUUGAGUGUCUGACAAAGGUCUCAUUCAUAUAUAAGAUCAAGUAAUUGCUGGUAAUCUUUAUGAGUAUAAAAGCUCAGAAAACAGUCAAAUUUCGAGUCAUUUCCAGCAAAACCGUAUUCGAUAAUUAUUAAGUCUUCAGUGUCUAAUAAAGUUGACUAAAGCAAUUUAGAAUGAUUAUGUGGAGUGAUGUUGUGUUUCUCGUUGGAGGAUUCGUUGUGCUCGUUUAUUUCUACUUCAAACGCAAGUACUCCUACUGGGCGGAACUUGGAGUACCUUAUGCAGAACCAAGCUUUCCUUGGGGCAAUAUCGGUCAAGUGGGAUCGAAGUUGCAUUCAACAGAAUUGUUCCAACAAUUCUACAAAAGAUUUAAAGGGAAAGCUCCUUUAAUGGGGUUUUACGCAACAAUAGCCCCACAAGUGUUUCUCAUGGACCUUGAUCUUAUUCAGAGAAUCCUAAUAAAGGAUUUCCAUAACUUUCAUGAUCGGGCCCGGUACUAUAACCUCAAGGAUGAUCCUAUAUCGGGUACUCUCUUCAGCAUCGAAGGUGAGAUGUGGAGAACCCUAAGAACUAAGAUCUCACCUACAUUUACCAGCGGCAGAAUGAAGAUGAUGCUUCCGACAGUGAUUGAUGUUGCGCAAAACUUCCAUAAAACUCUAUUUGAAAGGAUCGGCGAUAGGGCUGAAGUUGAAAUUAAGGAUUAUCUUUCGCGUUUCAGUACUGAUGUUAUAGGUUCUUGUGCAUUUGGCCUUGAUUGCAAUAGUCUCAAGGAUCCUAAUGCGAAAUUUCGUAUCUACGGUAAUAAAGCAGUUCGUAUGAGCUGGUUGAAGAAUAUAGUCGUAAACUUCGCAUCAUCUUUUGUUGAACUUUCUCGGAAAUUACAUAUCAGAGCAAUUGAUAAGGAUGUAUCUGAUUUCUACCGAGGUGUAGUCUUUGAUACUGUUAAUUAUCGAGAAGAGAAAGGCGUGCAACGAAAUGAUUUCUUGAACUUGUUGAUGCAGAUCAAGAAUCGUGGGAACCUAGAUGGCGAUCCUAUUGACAAUGAAGGGAGAUUGACUUUGGAAGAGAUUGCUGCCCAAUCCUUUGUCUUUUUCCUAGCAGGAUACGAGACAAGUUCAACUACAAUGACGUUUGCCUUAUACGAAAUGGCAAAGAAUCCGGAAAUUCAAGAAAAAGCCCGGAGGAAUGUAGUCGACACUCUGGCUAAAUAUAAUGGUGAAUUUACUUAUGAAGCAGCAAUGGAAAUGACUUAUCUCGAUCAGGUCAUUAAUGAAACGUUAAGAAUAUACCCAUCAGUUGGGAGCUUAACUCGUCGCGUUACUCAAGAUUAUGAAGUACCUGGGACUAAGUUUGUUCUGAAGAAGGGUCUCAGCGUUAUUAUACCCAUCCAUGCAAUACAAAAUGAUCCGGAAAUAUUUCCAGAUCCAGAUAAAUUCGAUCCGGAACGAUUUUCAGUGGAGAAUUCCAAAAAUCGUCACAAUGCUGCAUUUUUGCCAUUCGGAGAUGGUCCGAGGAAUUGCAUAGGCCUGCGUUUUGGUAUGAUGCAGGUUCGUGUUGGCUUGGCGACUGUUCUGAGGAGUUUCCUCAUUGAAACUUGCUCACGGACACCCAACCCGGUAAUUCUUCAGAAAGAUAACAUAACGUUGACCGCGCAAGGUGGUAUGUGGCUAAAGUUGAAGAGGAUUUCAAUAUGAAUUAACUGAUGAUGAGGGAAAGUUUUCUAUAGGAGAAAAUUAUUCCAUAUAAAUUUUUAUAAUUUUGUAUUGUGAUGUAAAUUCUUAAAAUUUCAUUAAAUUUGAGUAUAUUGUAACUGA